Molecule: messenger RNA, 2823 nt
Organism: Zygotorulaspora mrakii
Lineage: Eukaryota; Fungi; Ascomycota; Saccharomycetes; Saccharomycetales; Saccharomycetaceae
Gene: PMR1
Product: Ca(2+)/Mn(2+)-transporting P-type ATPase PMR1
Exons: 1
Coding region: 1-2823 (940 amino acids)
Biological process (GO): manganese ion transport; calcium ion transmembrane transport; intracellular calcium ion homeostasis
Cellular component (GO): Golgi membrane; plasma membrane; endoplasmic reticulum
Molecular function (GO): P-type calcium transporter activity; ATP binding; ATP hydrolysis activity
Source: RefSeq, a predicted model, not a curated record
AUGAGUGAAAAUCCCUUCAAUGUUCCUCUAGUUGAUAACGUGGAUGGUGAAGAUAUUAUUAACAGUACAGAUGCGUUGUCGAAGCCAAAUUCUUCUUUAGAAUACUGUACUCUCACGGUAGCCGAAACUUUGGAAAAACUUGGGACAAGUGCUACAAAGGGUCUGCAGUCGUUUGAAGAGGCAACUAGGAGAAGUGAGGCGUAUGGUCCAAAUGAAAUUAAAGUUGAAGAAGAUGACCCUUUGUGGAAGAAGUUUCUGUCGAAUUUUGUAGAAGAUCCCUUGAUCCUUUUGCUAAUUGGAUCUGCAGUUGUGUCCUUUAUCAUGGGCAAUAUUGAUGAUGCAGUAAGUAUUACUGUUGCAAUUGUGAUUGUGGUUACUGUUGGGUUUAUUCAGGAAUAUAGGUCAGAGAAAUCUCUCGAAGCAUUGAACCAACUGGUACCAGCAGAGUGUCAUCUGAUUAGAUGCGGCCAAGAAUCACAUACUUUAGCAUCGAAUUUAGUUCCCGGUGAUCUUGUUAGUUUCAGAAUUGGUGACAGGAUACCUGCCGACUUGAGGAUUGUUGACAGUGUUGACUUAACUAUCGAUGAAAGUAAUCUAACAGGAGAAAAUGAACCCGUGCAUAAGACAUCGCAUCAUGUUAAUAAAGAAAGUUUCAACGAUCAGCCCUACUCCAUAGUCCCAGUCGCUGAUAGAUCGUGCAUUGCCUAUAUGGGUACCUUAGUGCGAGAGGGACACGGUAAGGGCAUUGUCGUAGGCAUUGGAACGAACACCUCUUUUGGCUCUGUUUUUGAAAUGAUGAACUCGAUUGAGAAGCCAAAAACCCCCCUACAAUCUGCUAUGGAUAAACUUGGUAAAGAUUUAUCUCUUGGGAGUUUCGUUUUAAUUGGUUGUAUUUGCUUAAUUGGUAUAAUUCAAGGAAAAUCCUGGUUAGAAAUGUUUCAAAUAUCUGUUUCUUUAGCUGUUGCUGCAAUUCCUGAGGGUUUGCCAAUCAUUGUCACUGUUACUUUAGCUCUUGGAGUCCUACGAAUGGCGAAACGGAAAGCUAUUGUAAGAAGAUUACCGAGUGUUGAGACUUUGGGCUCUGUUAACGUAAUUUGUUCCGAUAAAACAGGUACGUUAACGUCGAACCAUAUGACAGUUUCGAAAAUUUGGUGUUUGGAUACGAUGGCCAACAAAUCAAAUGUUAUAAAUUUAGAGAAGUCUAAGAAUGUUAAUUUCAAAAAUUAUUUGACCGACGAUGUUAGGGCCACCUUACUUAUAAGUAGUGUGUGCAAUAACGCAUCCUUCUCACAAGAGCACGGCAAGUACCUAGGAAACCCCACUGACGUAGCUCUUUUAGAGCAAUUGUCCAAAUUUGAUAUUAAGGAUAUGAGAUCGUCCUUCAAAAAAUUGCAGGAAAUUCCUUUUAACUCUAAAAGAAAAUUUAUGGCUACGAAACUAGUAGAUUCAGAGGGAAGUUGCGCUGUAUAUGUCAAAGGUGCAUUCGAAAAAAUAUUACAACACUCCAACAGUUUUGUUACUCAGAAGGGCAAAACAGAGAGGUUGACCGACGCCCACAAAGAAACCAUCAUUGACACAGCUAAUUCAUUGGCAUCAAACGGUCUACGUGUCCUAGCUUUUGCUAAGUUAGAAUUACCAAAUGCUCUCGGAACACUAAAUGAAGAAGCAAUCACAGAUCUUUGCUUUGCUGGCCUGAUCGGUAUGAGUGAUCCGCCAAGGCCAACUGUUAAACCAGCUAUUGAGAAAUUACUGCAGGGUAGGGUGCACGUCAUCAUGAUCACUGGUGAUUCUGAAAAUACAGCUGUAAAUAUUGCCAGAGAAAUUGGAAUUCCGGUGAUAAAUCCUGAAAUAUCAGUUCUUUCUGGAGAUAAGUUGAAUGAUAUGACGGAUGAUCAACUAGCAAACGUUAUAGAUCAUGUUAAUAUUUUCGCCCGUGCUACUCCAGAGCACAAGCUUAACAUAGUUCGUGCUCUAAGGAAAAGAGGUAAUAUUGUUGCAAUGACCGGUGAUGGUGUCAAUGAUGCGCCGGCUCUUAAAUUAGCCGAUAUUGGUGUUUCUAUGGGUAAAAUGGGCACAGACGUUGCAAAAGAGGCCUCUGAUAUGGUUUUAACUGACGACGAUUUCAGUACAAUUUUGACAGCAAUUGAGGAAGGAAAGGGCAUCUUCAAUAACAUUCAAAAUUUUCUGACCUUCCAACUUUCAACGUCAGUUGCUGCUUUGUCUUUGGUUGCCUUAGCGACUACAUUCAAACUACCAAAUCCGUUGAAUGCCAUGCAAAUCCUAUGGAUUAACAUUUUGAUGGAUGGUCCGCCGGCUCAGUCGCUUGGUGUUGAAGCAGUCGAUCAUGAAGUUAUGAAAAAGCCACCCAGAAAACGUACCGACAAACUUUUGACAAGUGAGGUUUUAAAACGUUUGCUAAUUAGUGCCCUAUUCAUCAUUGUUGGAACAGUUUAUGUGUUUAUCAAAGAAAUGAACGAAGACAACAAAGUAACGGCAAGAGACACUACUAUGACAUUUACAUGCUUUGUUUUCUUUGAUAUGUUUAACGCAUUGUCCUGUAGACAUUCUACGAAAUCCAUUUUCACUAUUGGAAUUUUUACAAAUAAAAUGUUCAACUACGCUGUAGGUUUUUCAUUGCUCGGUCAGCUGUGUGCCAUAUACUUCCCAUUUUUCCAACAAGUUUUCAAAACAGAAAGCUUAAGUCUGAGCGACUUAGGUUUUCUCUUAAUGAUUAGUAGCACGGUAUUCAUCGCUGAUGAACUGCGCAAAUUGUGGGCAAGGAAAACAGCCUCUAUAUAUCCAAGCGUCUACUCGACCGUCUGA